Molecule: messenger RNA, 6785 nt
Organism: Alosa sapidissima (American shad)
Lineage: Eukaryota; Metazoa; Chordata; Actinopteri; Clupeiformes; Clupeidae
Gene: ptprt
Product: protein tyrosine phosphatase receptor type T
Exons: 35
Coding region: 563-5092 (1509 amino acids)
Biological process (GO): protein dephosphorylation
Cellular component (GO): membrane
Molecular function (GO): protein tyrosine phosphatase activity; protein binding
Source: RefSeq, a predicted model, not a curated record
GACUGCAGUAACUUUAAGUACGUUGACUACAGUGAAAAUUUUCUUUGAUUUUGGAUGAAUUACUGUUUUGAUUACACUUGUCUACUUAAGGAAACUUGACGAGCGAGGCUUCGUAACGCAAUCGCCUGCUGUUCAUGCACGGUAAUAGCGCGCAUGACGGAGCUGCGCUGUAGACUGAGCCGCCGCCGUGACAGUGAAUGUACAGUACGCGCCGACUAAGGAGGAGAACAUACCUCAUACCUUACCCCUGUUGCAACGGACUAUCACGAACAACUGUGACGCACAGCCUGCAAUUAAACCAUCGCCUAAACUACAGGUGUAAGGACCCUGGGGACGAGGGACUCCGGUCUCUUGUUCAGUCAUUCUCUCUUCUAAACUCUCCUCCUUAUCAGUUAGCUGUUCUCAACUGAAGCCAAACAAUCAGAUCAGAGCAGGAUAGCUGAGCAACUGUCCGUAAAAAGUCCCGCACUACCAGAACGAUACUAAUGCGCGGAUAUUGUCAGUUUACACAGCCAGCGAGUACACGGACGGGCGGCGAGCAUGUAAAAUAAUCUCCGCAAAAAUGGACCAAAGGAAAUACUUCUACAUCCUCGUUCUGCUUGCGCAAGUACUGGAAUUAACAUGCGGACAGUUCUUUCCAGGCAGCUGUACGUUUGAAGAGCACUACAGCAGCUGUGGCUACAGUGUGGCUCUGGGGACCACAGGCUUCGCCUGGGAGCAAGUCAACACAUGGGAGAAGCCCACAAUGGAAGCCGCCAUUCCCACGGGGUCCUUCAUGGUGGUCAAUGCCUCUGGACGUGCCUCGGGACAGAAGGCCCACCUACUCCUCCCGACACUCAAGGAAAACGACACUCACUGCAUUGACUUCCACUACUCCCUGUCCAGCCGUGACGGCUCCAGCCCCGGAUCCCUCAAUGUGUACAUCAAGGUGGAUGGUGGUUCCCAAGGCAACCCUGUGUGGAACGCGUCCACGGUGACCGAGGGCUGGGUGAAGGCGGAGCUGGCCAUCAGCACCUUCUGGCCCAACUCCUACCAGGUGAUAUUCGAGGCGGUGUCGGUGCAGGGCCACCCUGGAUACCUGGCGGUGGAUGAAGUGCGAGUGCUAGCCCACCCCUGCCGUAAAGCUCCCCACUUCCUGCGACUGCAGAGCGUUGAGGUCAACGUAGGCCAGAAUGCCACCUUCCAGUGCAUCGCCGGGGGCAAGUGGUCCCAUUAUGACAAGUUGUGGCUACAGCAGCAGUGGAAUGGGAAGGACACAGCGCUGAUGGUGACCCGGAUGGUGAACCAGCGCCGCUUCUCCGCUACGGUCAGUGUGGUGGACACCUCGCAGAGGGGUGUCAGCAAGUACCGCUGCGUCAUCCGCUCAGACGGUGGCUCUGGCGUCUCCAACUACGCCGAGCUUAUCGUCAAAGCUCCACCGACGCCCAUCGCUCCCCCAGAGCUGCUGGCCGUGGGUGCCACCUACCUGUGGAUCAAGCCCAAUGCCAACUCCAUCAUCGGGGAUGGACCCAUCAUGCUAAAGGAGGUGGAGUACCGCACCACCAAGGGCAACUGGGCCGAGACCCACAUUGUGGACUCGCCCACCUACAAGCUGUGGCAUCUGGACCCGGACGUGGAGUACGAGAUCAAGGUUCUGCUGACCCGGCCAGGAGAGGGCGGCACGGGACCGCCUGGGCCACCCCUGGUCACCCGCACCAAGUGUGCUGAUCCGGUCCAUGGCCCCCAGAACGUGAACGUGGUGGACAUCCGUGCCAGGCAGCUGACCCUGCAAUGGGAGGCGUUUGGCUACGCGGUGACGCGCUGCCACAGCUUCAACCUGACCGUCCAGUACCAGUACGUGUUCAACCAGCAGGAGUUUGCUGCUGAGGAGCUCAUCCAGACGUCCACCCACUACACGCUGCGCGGCCUGCGGCCCUUUGUCACGGUCAAGCUGCGCCUGGUGCUGGCCAACGCCGAGGGCAGCAAGGAGAGCGAGGAGAUCGUCAAGCAGACCGAGGAGGACGUGCCCGGCCCGGUUCCCAUGGAGUCGAUCCAGACGGGACCUUAUGAGGAGAAGAUCUUCAUGCAGUGGAAAGCUCCCAACGAGACAAAUGGGGCCAUCACACUAUAUGAGAUCACCUUUAAGGCCCUGAACUCCCUGGACCCCAGCGCGGACCUCACCACGCAGCACGGGAGCGUGUUCAAGCUGCGCAACGAGACGCACCAUCUCUUUGUGGGUCUCUACCCCGGGACCACCUACUUCUUCACCCUGAAGGCCCGCACCAGCAAGGGCUUCGGACCGCCCGUGACCACACGCGUGGCCACCAAGAUAGCAGCUCCGAUGAUGCCUGAGUAUGAGACAGACAUGCUGUUGAACGAGACGGACACCACCAUCACCGUACUCCUCAAGCCGGCCCAGUCCAGAGGAGCUCCGGUCAGUGCGUACCAGGUGGUGGUCCAGGAGGAGCGGAAGCAGAAGGUGCGGCGGGCGACCGAUGCGGUGGAGUGCUUCGCCGUGCCCAUGAGUUACCGCAACGCCUCCAUCCACAACUCGGCCCACUACUUUGCCGCCGAGCUGCCGCCGGCCACCGUCGCGUCCACGCACUCCUUCACCAUAGGGGACAACAAGACGUACAACGGCUACUGGAACGCGCCGCUCUCACCAGCCAAGAGCUACAGCAUUUACUACCAGGCCCUGAGCAGAGCCAAUGGGGAAACUAAAAUCAACUGUGUCCGACUGGCUACUAAAGUGGUAAUAGGUAGGGGACAAAUAACCACGCCGUACAUACUUGUCAUCCCCAGUGAAGGUGCGUCCACCCAGAACUCCAACGCCGUGGAGCCCGAGAAACAGGUGGACAGCACCGUCAAGAUGGCCGGCGUCAUCGCCGGGAUUCUUAUGUUUGUCAUCAUCCUCCUGGGUGUCGUGCUUACAUUCAAGAGAAGGGAAAUACACUCCUGGAGAACCCUGAGUGUGGGAAGAAAUGCGUAUUCCUACUCUUACUACCUGAAACUGGCCAAAAAGCAGAAGGAGACGGCCAGCAGCAGCACGCAGAGAGAGAUGGGCCCAGUAGGCACAGCCGACAAGAGCACGGGCAAGGUCAGCACCCUGCACAAGGACGACCCCUUCUCCACCAGCAGCCAGGACCUCAACGGUUUCUCCUCCUCCUCCCCCUGCUCCUUCUCUGUCCAGGGCAAAACUCUUCAAAGCAAAACUCUCCUCAACUCCUACUACUCAGUGUCCAAAGAACCUGUCCCUGCAACUGCGUCAUUAGACAGUAGCCACAGUGAGAUGGCCCAGCCCUCCCUGACCAUCCAGACGUACCCGUACGGCGGCUGCGAGUCCGUGGAGAUGUCCUACCAGGCGGGCCAGUUCCAGCCGGCCAUCCGCGUGGCCGACCUGCUCCAGCACAUCACCCAGAUGAAGUGUGGCCAGGGCUACGGCUUCAAGGAGGAGUACGAGGGCCUCGCUGAAGGGCAAACGGCACCAUGGGAGACGGCCAAAAAGGACGAGAACCGCAACAAGAAUCGCUAUGGAAACAUCAUCGCUUACCCCACAGAUGAUCACACCCGGGUCCGGCUGCAACCGUUGGAUGGAGACCCCCACUCAGACUACAUCAACGCCAACUACAUUGACGGGUACCACAGGCCAAGGCACUACAUCGCCACUCAAGGGCCCAUGCAGGAGACAGUGAGGGAUUUCUGGAGGAUGAUUUGGCAGGAGAAUUCCGGCAGCAUCGUCAUGGUUACCAACUUGGUGGAGGUGGGCAGGGUGAAGUGCGUUCGCUACUGGCCUGAUGAGACAGAGGUCUAUGGGGACAUCAAAGUGACGCUGAUCGAGACGGAGCCAUUGGCCGAAUAUGUCAUUCGCACCUUCACCGUCCAGAAGAAGAGCCACCAUGAGAUCCGAGAGAUCCGGCAGUUCCACUUCACCAGCUGGCCAGACCACGGUGUGCCCUGCUACGCUACUGGUCUCCUGGGCUUCGUGCGCCAGGUCAAGUUCCUCAACCCUCCAGAUGCCGGACCUAUUGUGGUCCACUGCAGUGCCGGGGCUGGACGAACAGGCUGCUUCAUCGCCGUGGACAUCAUGCUGGACAUGGCAGAGAACGAGGGGGUGGUGGACAUCUUCAACUGCAUCCGGGAGCUGCGCUCACAGAGGGUCAACAUGGUGCAGACAGAGGAGCAGUACGUGUUUGUCCACGACGCCAUCUUGGAAGCCUGCCUGUGUGGGAACACUGCCAUCCCUGUGUGUGAAUUCAGAGCCAUAUACUACAACAUCAGUAGAAUAGACCCGCAGACCAACUCCAGCCAGAUCAAGGACGAGUUCCAGACGCUGAACAUUGUGACUCCUCGGGUGCGUCCAGAGGACUGCAGUGUGGGCCUGCUCCCUCGCAACCACGACAAGAACCGCAGCAUGGACGUGCUGUCCGCCGAUCGCUGCCUGCCUUUCCUCAUCUCCGUCGACGGCGAGUCCAGCAACUACAUCAACGCUGCCCUCAUGGAUAGCCACAAACAGCCAGCGGCCUUCAUUGUGACCCAGCAUCCCUUACCCAACACGGUGGCCGACUUCUGGAGGCUGGUGUUCGACUAUAACUGCUCCUCCAUCGUCAUGCUGAAUGAGAUGGAUGCCGCUCAGCUUUGCAUGCAGUAUUGGCCAGAGAAGAGCUCCUGCUGUUACGGUCCCAUCCAAGUGGAGUUUAUCUCCGCAGACAUUGACGAGGACAUCAUCAACCGAAUCUUCAGGAUUUGCAACAUGGCACGGCCACAGGACGGCUACCGCUUGGUGCAGCAUUUCCAGUUCCUGGGCUGGCCGGCGUACCGUGACACCCCGCUGUCCAAGCGCUCCAUCCUGCAGCUGGUGCGGAGACUGGCCAAGUGGCAGGAGCAGUAUGACGGAGGCGACGGCCGCACUGUGGUCCACUGCCUGACCGGUGGAGGACGGAGCGGAACAUUCUGUGCCAUCUGUAGCAUCACGGAGAUGAUCCAACAGCAGAACAUUGUAGACGUGUUCCACACAGUCAAGACCUUGCGGAACAACAAGUCCAAUAUGGUGGAGACUAUGGAACAGUACAGGUUCUGUUAUGAAGUAGCGCUGGAGAGUCUCAACUCUUUCUGAGAAAGUGAGAGAGAGUUCGAAGAAACACUGAACAUCUUACUCAUUCAUGUUGGACACUCAACGUUGUACAGAAGCACGCUGAAGAGGCCACUGCUCUGAGAAACUGUUCAAAUAAAGAGACCAUGCUCCUGUUGGACGACACAUGGCGUCUGAUUUUAUGUUGCAGGAUAAACUAUCUACAUCCACUAAGAAGAAAAAAAAAAUAAAGAUAAAAAAAACCAAACCUUUCAAACACAAAAAAAUGGACACUUACACUACACUUGUUUUCUCUUCUCUUAUGUCCAUGUCCAGCAUCCACAUGUGCAUGCUGGACUAUGAUGUGAUAUUGUACAGUACUUUUUAGAUAUAUACCUUGAAUGUUCCCAUCUGUGUAAAGAAAACUAGACUAAUGACUAAAGUGUAUACAUUACCACAAAGAAACGCUCUGGAUGCCAUAAGGGGUGAACCAAAAAGACUAUAAUUGAGCAAUGUACAGCUUCCCAAGGGAAAAUGAAGCUCAAUUAAAAUUUGAACAAAAAAACAUGCCUAAUCAUAAAUAUUUUUCUUAUUAUAAUGCUUUUGUGGUUCCUAAAAUAUGAAGUCAUGGCAUACGUUUUGUGCUUAAACCCGAACGCACAUGUUUUUAUUAUAAUUAUUAUUAUUAUCAUUAUUAUUAAGGGGAUUUGAAUAGUUGUUUGUAUUGAUUUUUUUGUUUGUUUUGUUUUUUGGUUUGUGUCUGCUUUUAAUUUAAUAUGUCAGUAUUGUGGUAUGGCCACCUAUGCCAAGCUUGAGUAAUGUUGCUAGUGUGGAUUUGCUGCAUCGCAAGUGAAAAGGUGGUUGAAGCUUUACUAUCCCCUAACUAUUGAGAUGCCACAGGCAGUGAAAGGUCAUGCCAUUUUUUUAAAUACAUCAAAAUUUUGUCUUGGUCAUUUUGCACUUUAUUUUGCACAUCCUUACCUCCAGUACUGAGCAUUUACAGAAAAAAGGCAAGCGGUGUCAUGUGAUUGCUAGUGCCAAUUGAUAUCGCACGGAAACACUCAAGCUAACUGUACAAACCGGAACACCACUAUAGAUUCAACAUACCUAGUGGUACUAAGGUAGGGAGACGUGGGAUAAGAAUACUUGAUUUGACUUUAACUCCCAUUCAUAUCAGAUGAGAAAAGAGAAUACAAACCCCAAAAAAAACAAAAAACAAAUCGCAAAACCUGUUACUUUUUUUCUACCCAGCGAUGAAGAAAUGAUCAUCUUGCAAUUAGAACGCAAGCUCUUGAGUGACCUUUGCACGCUAACCGUGUUUUGACUGUGUUCUCUGUAUACAGAACAGUUUUUGUACAGUAUUGUUCCAGGUUUGUCAUUAGAAUGUUCUGCUCAAUAUAUACAGCUGUCUAAGGUUAGGAAAUGGAAACUGAUCUUUCAAAAACAGUUGGUAUUCUGAAUUCUGGACACUGUGAAUGAUGAUACUCUGAAGAAUAGAGAAAUAAUUUAAGAUAGGUAUUUGAAAAGUGUGGAUGCACUCUUUUUUCUGUCCUUCAAAUGUCCAUGCUGUUUCUCCACUGCCUGCAUUAUAUUUUUAUUUUCCUUCUAUCUUUUUUGUUGUAUUUGAACAUUAUUUUUAUUUGUCUAGCAAAGUGAUAUUUAGCAUUGGUGAUUUACUUGCCAUGGUUGUUCUGUUGUUUGGAAUUGUGGUAACAUCAAUAAAGGGACCAAAAUGUUG